GAUAGAUUAAUAAUCAAACCAGCGUGGUAAAGUUUUGCGGCCUUUGUUCUUACAUGGCAACCAUUCCACGAUCCGGAUCAACACAAGGUCGAUUAUCUCAUAUUAGCGCUUAAUGCACGGCCAGCAAUUAACACACUUAUUAUAGACGACGAUCGGCAACCGGUCGCUAGCGAUCCGGUGACGCACCGGCACUUUACCCUCCGGGCAACUGUUGUUGGUUUACUCAUUGGAAGCGUAAUGUGCUUUUCCAACAUGUACUUUGGUUUGCAAAGCGGCUGGAUCUCCAUGAUGUCGCUUCAAGCUUCGUUGCUAGGUUAUGCUAUAUUCAAACCCUUCCGUGAUAAGCUCCGUACGCCGUUCGGGCCCAUUGAAAACGUUGUUUUGCAAACCACAGCAGUUGCCACUGCCACAAUGCCUCUAGCAGCAGGCUUUGUCGGCAUCAUUCCUGCUCUAGGUCUUUUGACGAGCAAUGAUCACCCAGACGGACCAAUUGUACUCUCUAGUUGGCAACUGGUCCUUUGGUCGCUCGGUGUUGCAUUUUUUGGUGUAUUCUUUGCUGUUCCACUUCGUAAGCAAACCAUCAUCCACGAGAAGCUGCGGUUUCCUUCUGGAACGGCCACGGCGCAGAUGAUUUCGCUGUUACACCAAGAUCCGCAAGAACCGAUCCUUCGCCGUCGCCAUCAAUCUAGUCGUGACUCAGUCCUUGAACACGAAGAUCGACCUUUGCUUGUAUCGUCUUCAAGUCCUACCUAUUCACCCACUUCUACCGGAUCCAACCAAUCUGGCGUCGCACUUACUCCCAUCGCCCACUCGGAUCUACACACUUCCACUCGUCAACGUGAAGGUGAACAAGACUGGUCGCUAAAGUUACAUGCACUGACGAUCUCUUUCAGCUUAUCGUCGGCCUAUACUCUUUUAUCAUACUUUUUUCCGAUCAUUUAUGCUCUCCCAUUAUUUAAUUGGCUUUCAUUUAACCUAAUUGAUUUUGCAAAGUGGGAAUGGUACUUUGCGCCCAGUUUGAGCUAUGUUGGUCAGGGCAUUAUUAUGGGAUUGCCUACAACACUGUCAAUGCUACUGGGAUGUGUUAUUGGAUGGGGCAUAUUGUCACCAAUCGCACACUACGCUGGUUGGGCACCAGGUCCUGUUUCUGACUGGAAAACUGGAUCCAAGGGCUGGAUUCUGUGGAUAUCUUUGGGUGUCAUGGUUGCAGAGUCUGUAGUAUCGCUGGCCAUCGUCUCUGUACGCUCUAUCAUUAAACUUACAGCCCAUAAAAGAGCGCGUGAUGAUGUCAGGUAUCAGCGUGUUGAUGCUGAUGAACAGUCAUCAGAUGCUGACACAGCCGAAUCGCAUAUCGAACAAGAAUGGGUCGAAGAACAGGAAGGAACACGAAGCAAAGACGAAAGGGAAGAAAAGGAUGCUCCUCCAGAACAACUGGUCAAGACCUCUACCACUAUCAUUGGUCUCGUCGCUUCAACAUUACUGUGUGUCUGCGUCAUUGCAAUUCUCUUUGGUACCGAUGUGUUGCCUAUUCGUAUGGCUAUUCUAGCUAUAGCAGUUGCUAUGUUUCUGAGCGUGUUGGCUGUGCGCGCAUUAGGCGAAACGGAUCUUAAUCCGGUAAGUGGCAUCGGAAAGAUCAGCCAAGUUAUUUUCGCCAUGGUUAUGCCCGGAGGAAUCGCAGCAAAUUUGAUCGCCGGUGGUAUUGCCGAAGCAGGUGCACAACAAGCUGGCGAUCUAAUGCAGGAUUUAAAGACGGGACAUUUAUUACAAGCUUCACCCAAGGCACAGUUUUAUGGUCAGCUUAUUGGAUCGUUUGUCAGUGCUUUUGUUGCCACGGCUGCAUACAAGCUGUAUACCACAGUUUACACGAUUCCAGGUCCAGAAUUCCCGGUACCUACAGCCCACGUAUGGCUAGACAUGUCACGACUUGUCAAUGGUCAUCCUCUUCCACCACAUGUGUCCGAAUUUGUUCUAUUUUUUGCUUUAAUCUUUGCGGCCUUGGUACUGCUCAAAGAAACAAAGCCAGGGCUGGAACACGUUGGAUGGCGACGAUGUAUUCCUCAAGGCAUUGCGUUCGCUAUCGGCAUGUAUAAUCCACCGAAUUUCACGCUGGCUCGUGUGAUUGGCGGUUUCCUUGGUCACUGGUGGGAUCGGUACUGUGAUGUUUUGGAGGCAACGGAUGGUAACAGGAAUAACAUGGAUUCGUCGAUUUGGGAUAAAUUAUUUGGGCGAUAUCGCCGACACGUGGGCAAGGUGUUUAUUAUCAUUGUUGCUAGCGGAUUUGUACUGGGUGAAGGAACGUUUGCUAUCGUUAAUCUUGUUUUAAGAGCUUGCAACGUACCUCACUUUUAGAAAAAAGAACCCAAACUCUAUAUUAGUAGAACUAUAGAACUACUUGUGUAUAUUUAUCUUUUCUUUUACCUCAUUCUUCUUUUUCCUCUUCUCUCCGCUUUCGUUUUAUCUUUAAUUAAUGAAUACCAAGACUUUAUUAUACUAAAAAGACAGCUGUUGCAGCUGAUCAAGC
Zychaea mexicana is the source of this 2521-nucleotide messenger RNA. Its product is annotated as OPT oligopeptide transporter protein-domain-containing protein. Lineage: Eukaryota; Fungi; Mucoromycota; Mucoromycetes; Mucorales; Lichtheimiaceae. The record is from RefSeq and is a predicted model, not a curated record. The transcript has 8 exons. Bases 238 to 2349 code for a protein of 703 amino acids. Gene Ontology annotation, cellular component: fungal-type vacuole membrane. Gene Ontology annotation, molecular function: oligopeptide transmembrane transporter activity.